Brassicogethes aeneus is the source of this 429-nucleotide messenger RNA. NCBI's taxonomy places the organism in Eukaryota, Metazoa, Arthropoda, Insecta, Coleoptera, Nitidulidae. The record is from the annotation of a GenBank genome assembly.
AUGGCUAGAAUCUCACGUAAGGGAUAUGGGGGUCUACCACAUCUCACCAAAUCUCACCAAGGGGGAGGGAGGGGUCCAAAUUAUCAGAAAAAUGCCUCACCUGUUUUUUGUACAAUCGACCGCUUGGAGUUGGUGAUGCCUAGAUAUGCCGUCAGAGGCGGCGACGUCAGUUUAAAAUGCGAGCACAGCGUUCCAUUGGAGCAACUGUACAAAGUCGAAUGGAGGAAGGGAGAAAAUAAAAUCUUUCAGUACAUUAAAGGCAGAAAACCUCCUUUCAGAUACUUUCCCACACAAGGAGCGGUUCUCAAUCUUAUAAAAAACAUACGUCUCCUUGUGCCUCAAGACCCUAUAUGUAGGCCUAAUAACAAGCAAGAUAAUCUAAAUUUGGCCACAGAAAAGGACCAAAGAUUAAUACAUCUAAGAACUUAA